CCAUUCUUCAUUGCGAAGCAAACCCUAGCUCUUUUCGCUGAUUAUACUACUCUCUGUUCCGAAAAUAUAAUCAAAGAUCAUCCGCAGUAGUAGAAGAAGAAGAAAGUAUGGCCUCAGUUAAGAGAUGGCUUCCUCUUGAAGCGAAUCCUGAUGUUAUGAAUCAGUUCAUUUGGGGACUAGGCGUUCCAGAAGAUGAGGCAGAAUGCUGCGAUGUAUAUGGUUUGGACGAAGAACUUCUUGAAAUGGUUCCCAAGCCAGUACUUGCUGUGUUGUUUCUCUAUCCUAUUACUCCUCAGAGUGAAUUAGAAAGAAUACAGCAGGAUAGUAUAAAGAAGGAGAUUAGCGAUAAAGUUUACUACAUGAGACAAACAGUAGGAAAUGCCUGUGGAACAGUUGGACUUCUUCAUGCUGUUGGGAAUAUUACUUCUGAGAUAAAACUCUCUGAGGGUUCAUACUUAGACAAGUUCUACAAGGCCACUGCAACAAUGGAUCCAUUAGAGCGAGCUGUAUUCCUUGAAAAAGACGUGGAAAUGGAGGUAGCGCACUCUGUGGCUGCCUCAGCUGGUGAAACUGAGGCUUCUGAUAAUGUGGACACUCACUUCAUCUGUUUCUCAUGCAUUGAUGGUCAACUUUAUGAGCUUGAUGGAAGAAGAACAUCUGCAGUUUUACAUGGUGUUUCCUCACCAGAUACCUUACUACAGGAUGCUGUCAAAGUUAUAAAAGCGAUGAUCCAGAAGAACCCUGAUUCCAUGAAUUUCAAUGUCAUCGCCCUGUCUAAGAAAUCCCAUUGACAUCCCAAUUCAAGUUCUUCAUCAUCAUUUUAACUCUUGAACAAUAUAUCACAUUGAAUUCUUGUUUUUUUUUUUUUUUUUUUUUUUUUUUAUCUUGAUGACCCU
Messenger RNA from Impatiens glandulifera, 896 nucleotides. Its product is annotated as ubiquitin carboxyl-terminal hydrolase 3-like. Gene Ontology annotation, cellular component: cytoplasm. The coding region runs from base 108 to 791 and encodes 227 amino acids. Gene Ontology annotation, biological process: protein deubiquitination; ubiquitin-dependent protein catabolic process. Gene Ontology annotation, molecular function: cysteine-type deubiquitinase activity. The record is from RefSeq and is a predicted model, not a curated record. The transcript has 9 exons. NCBI's taxonomy places the organism in Eukaryota, Viridiplantae, Streptophyta, Magnoliopsida, Ericales, Balsaminaceae.